Ipomoea nil (Japanese morning glory) is the source of this 5279-nucleotide messenger RNA. Its product is annotated as myosin-6-like. NCBI's taxonomy places the organism in Eukaryota, Viridiplantae, Streptophyta, Magnoliopsida, Solanales, Convolvulaceae. Gene Ontology annotation, cellular component: myosin complex; actin cytoskeleton; cytoplasm. Gene Ontology annotation, biological process: vesicle transport along actin filament; actin filament organization. Gene Ontology annotation, molecular function: microfilament motor activity; actin filament binding; ATP binding. The record is from RefSeq and is a predicted model, not a curated record. The transcript has 40 exons. Bases 1 to 4848 code for a protein of 1615 amino acids.
AUGUGGAUUGAGGAAAGACUUUGGGGAAAUUUGUCAAAGAAAGGCAGUGGAUGUCUGGAUGACGUUGAUCGUAAGACUUCUUUGGCCGCUAUUGUGGUUGGAUCUCAUGUUUGGGUUGAGGAUCCUGAUAUAGCUUGGAAUGAGGGGCAUGUUUUGGAAGUCAAGGGUGAGGAGAUUAAAGUAAAAUGUAUCACAGGGAAGACGGUUGUAGCUAAGCCAUCUAGUGUCUACCCAAAAGAUACUGAAGCCCCUGAAGGUGGUGUGGAUGAUAUGACAAAGCUUGCCUAUCUGCAUGAACCUGGAGUUUUGGCUAAUUUAAAAAGUAGAUAUACCAUGAAUGAAAUUUACACUUACACAGGUAACAUAUUGAUCGCUGUGAAUCCUUUUAAAAGGUUGCCUAGUCUAUAUGUAAAAGAUGUGAUGGAAAAGUAUAAAGGAUCUGCAUUUGGGGAGUUAAGCCCUCAUCCUUUUGCUAUUGCAGAUUCUGCUUACAGACAGAUGGUGAACGAUGCGAUAAGCCAGUCAAUUUUGGUUAGUGGAGAAAGUGGAGCUGGCAAGACUGAAAGCACAAAAAGUCUUAUGCAAUAUCUUGCAUAUAUGGGAGGUAGAGCUGCAUCUGAGGGGAGGUCUGUGGAACAGCAAGUCCUUGAGUCAAAUCCGGUUCUUGAAGCAUUUGGCAAUGCAAAAACAGUGAGAAACAACAAUUCAAGUCGUUUUGGUAAAUUUGUUGAGCUUCAGUUUAACAAAGGUGGAAAAAUCUCUGGUGCUGCUAUCAGAACAUAUCUGCUGGAACGAUCUCGUGUUUGUCAAGUGUCUGAUCCUGAAAGAAAUUAUCACUGCUUCUACAUGCUUUGUGCUGCACCGCCAGAGGAUGUUGCAAAAUACAAAUUGACAAAUCCUAGGUCAUUUCAUUAUCUGAACCAAUCAAACUUCUAUCAAUUGGAAGGCUUGGAUGAAUCUAAAGAGUACCUUGCCACUAGGAGGGCUAUGGGUGUUGUAGGAAUCAAUACUGAUGAGCAGGAGGCAAUUUUUAGAGUUGUGGCUGCAAUACUUCACUUGGGUAAUGUUGAGUUUGCAAAGGGAAAAGACCCUGAUUCUUCAGAACCCAAAGAUGAUCAAUCUCGUUUCCAUCUUAAGACUGUAGCUGAACUUCUCAUGUGUGAUGAGAAAGCACUUGAGAGUUCCUUGGUCAAACGCAUCAUGGUGACUCGCGAUGAGAAGAUAACAAAAUCACUUGAUGCACAAGCUGCUGCAAUCAAUAGAGAUGCUCUGGCAAAAACUGUCUAUUCUAGACUAUUUGAUUGGCUUGUGGAAAAGAUAAACAAUUCUAUUGGCCAAGAUCCUGAUUCCAACCUUUUAAUUGGGAUUCUGGAUAUUUAUGGAUUUGAGAGUUUCAAGACAAACAGUUUUGAACAAUUUUGUAUUAAUUUGACUAAUGAAAAACUGCAGCAACAUUUCAACCAGCAUGUGUUUAAGAUGGAGCAAGAAGAGUAUACCAAAGAGCAAAUUGACUGGAGUUAUAUUGAGUUUGUUGAUAACCAAGAUAUUCUCGACCUCAUAGAAAAGAAGCCUGGGGGAAUCAUUGCUCUACUUGAUGAGGCCUGCAUGUUCCCAAGGUCAACAUAUGAGACUUUUGCUGAAAAGCUCUAUCAAACCUUCAAAGAACAUAAGCGCUUCAACAAGCCAAAAUUAAGACGGACUGACUUCACUAUUUGCCAUUAUGCUGGGGAUGUCACAUAUCAAACUGAGUUAUUUUUGGAUAAGAACAAAGAUUAUGUCGUUCCAGAGCAUCAAGCAGUCCUCAUUGCUUCAAAAUGUUCCUUUAUCUCAAACUUGUUUCCACCCCUACCCGAAGAAAGUUCUAAAUCAGCAAAGUUCUCCUCCAUUGGUACCAGAUUUAAGCAACAAUUGCAAUCAUUGCUUGAGACACUCAAUGCCACAGAGCCUCACUACAUUCGCUGUGUUAAGCCAAAUAAUCUUCUAAAGCCAGAAAUCUUCGAGAAUCCAAAUGUACUUCAGCAACUUCGCUGUGGGGGAGUUAUGGAGGCAAUUAGGAUCAGUUGUGCUGGAUUCCCCACUCGGAAACCAUUUGAUGAAUUUGUUAGUCGUUUUCGUGUCCUGGUUCCUGAGCUUAUGAAUCGCGGUCACAAAGACGUCGAACUUUGCAAACGCGUUAUAGAGAAGGUUGGCCUCAAAGGUUAUCAGCUAUUUAUCAUGCAACACAUUGGAGGAACAAUUUAUCUGGCAAAAGUUAUGUGGUCUAGUAAGCUGAUUGGAAAAACAAAGGUGUUUCUUAGAGCUGGUCAGAUGGCGGAACUAGACUCUCAUCGAAACGAGGUCCUUGCAAGAUCUGCAUGCACUGUUCAGAAAAAUGUCCGCAGAUACUUUUCCCGCAGAAAGUAUAUCAUAUUGCGGGGUUCAGCCAUAGGAAUCCAAACUGCGUGCAGGGGUAAACUGGCACGCAACCUCUUUGAACGCAAGAGGAGAGAAGCGGCUUCUCUGAUGAUGCAAAAGUGUGCACGAAUGUUCAUUGCAAGGAGACAUUAUAGAAUAUUGUGGGCUUCAGCAGUGUCCAUCCAGACCCCAAUGCGCCGGAUGGCUGCUCGUAAUGAGUUUAAAUAUAGAAAAGAAACAAAAGCAGCCAUCUUAAUUCAGAGACAUUGCCGUGGACACUUGUCACGCCUGUCUUAUAAGAGGAUGCAUAAGGCUGCGAUUGCUCUACAAUGUUUUUGCAGGGUUACAUUUGCCCAAAAUGAACUACGCAGGCAUCAGCGGGCAGCAAAAGAAUCAGGUAAUCUGCAAAAACAAGUUGAAGAGCUAACUGAGCAAUUGCGUAUGGAGAAGCGCCAGAGGGUUGAAUUGGAGGAAGCCAAAACCCAGGAAAUUUCUAAACAACAGUCUGCUUUAGGAGAAAUGGUGGAAGCCAAAACCCAGGAAAUUUCUAAACUACGGUCUGAUUUAGAAGAAGUGAAGGAAGCCAAAACCCAGGAAACUUCUAAACUACAGUCUGCUUUAGAAGAAAUGGAAGCCAAAACCCAGGAAAUUUCUAAACUACAGUCUGCUUUAGAAGAAAUGGAAGCCGCCAAAACCCAGGAAAUUUCUAAACUACGUUCUGCUUUAGAAGAAAUGGAAGCCGCCAAAACCCAGGAAAUUUCUAAACUACGGUCUGAUUUAGAAGAAAUGAAGCUUCGGUUUGAAGAAGUUAAACAAUUUCCCACAGACAUUGGAAAGACUGCUAGCGUGGAGGAAGCCAAAACCGUGGAAAAAGCAAACCUACAGUCAGCAGAAAAGAUUGAUGAGCAGAUGAUUGCUGCCCAAGUGGUCAUUGAUCGUGAUGAUCCUGAAGCGUUUAAUAAGCUUACUGAUGAAAAUGCAAAGCUUAAGGGUUUAGUUGCCUCACUGCAGAAGGACCGUGAUGAAAAAGACAAGCAGCUUAUGGAUGCAGAGUCCAAAGUAAUUGAGCUAAAGACCGAAAACCAGAGGGUUAAUGAGUUAAAUUCUGAUUUUGAAACUGAAGUCCAGAUACUUAGACAACAAGCAUUGUUGAAUUCAGAGUCCAGAAGAAUGUCUGGACACCUUUCAGGAACCCCUGAGCUUUCAGAGAAUGGUGAUCAAGAAGAUGAAAAUGUGUCACCCAAGGAACUCGGCUCAGAAGCUGAUAGGCAGAUGAGCAGAUCCCAAAAUGAGAGGCAGCGGGAGAGUGUUGAUAUUCUUAUCAGAUGUGUCACAGGAUAUAUAGGGUUCAGUGAAGGAAAGCCAGUUGCCGCAUUUACCGUAUACAAAUGCCUUCUCUACUGGAAAUCCUUUGAAGCAGAGAAAACUAAUGUAUUUGACCGUCUCAUUCAGAUGAUUGGUUAUUCUAUAGAGGAUGAGACAAACAACAAUCACAUAGCAUAUUGGAUGUCAAACACAUCUAUGCUAUUGUUUCUACUUCAACAGACACUAAAGGCUACUACUUCAUCUCCACUUCAAACUGCCCAACCAACAUCCUUUUUGGGAAGGAUGUUUAGGUCAUCUUUUACUGCAUCCAGCCUCUCAAUUCGUGGGCUUGAUGGUAUCAAACUGGUUGAAGCAAAGUAUCCUGCUUUGCUGUUCAAGCAACAGCUCACUGCCUAUGUAGAGAAGAUUUAUGGAAUCCUUAGAGAUAACAUGAAAAAGGACCUUUGGCUUCUACUUCCUUCAUGUGUCCUGGCACCUCAAACAGCAGAUGGAAACUCUUCAACCGGUCCCUGGCAAAGCAUCACUGAGAACCUUAACAGACUUCUCGACAUACUGAAAGGAAAUUAUGUAUUUCCAUUUUUUAUCCAGAAUAUUUUUUCUCAAAUUUUCUCUUACAUGGAUGUACAGUUAUUUAACAGCCUCCUUAGCAAAGAUAAAUGUACUCUCAAAAAUGGGGAAUAUGCCAAAACUGGGUUAGCUGAAAUAGAACGAUGGUGUGGGCAGGCAACAGAAGAGUAUGUUGGUUCCUCUUGGGAUGACUUAAAACAUGUAAGGCAGGCUGUAGGAUUGUUGGUUCUGCAAGACAAAGCAAAGAUUACAUACGAUGAUCUUACAACUGACUUGUGCCCUGCUCUGAGUAGUCAACAGCUUUAUAGAAUAUGUACACUUUGCGUGAAUGAGAAGACUACUGAAGCUGUGUCCCAAGAUGUAAUUUCAAGAAUCAAGUUACUAUUAGAGGAUUCGGAAGAAGCUGCCAGUAGUAACUCUUAUAUGCUGGAUGACAGUUUGAUGAGUGUCCCCUUCUCAACUGAAGGCCUUUAUCUUUCCCUCAAGGAUAUUGAUUUUACUGGUGUGAAAACUGCUGAAGAACUCAAUGAAAUUCCAGCCUUUGAUUUUUUAAAAGAAUAAGGCCAGUAAUUCAGUGGUUUCUUCAGCACUACACUACACUUACUUGUUCAGACUUUCCCACGUAAAUAUCAGAAAGAUGAUUGUAUUAGAUGAAGGGUUCUACUUGCAUCCAUGGCACCAUGCAUGCAUGCAUGCAUAAUUGUAUAUAUAUACACAACAGCAUCAUAUCCACCACCCCCCAGGCCAGGCCAUUAUAUUACAGAUCAGAGUUGUUUACUUCCAAAUUUUGUAAAAUUUUAGGUGUACUGUAGUAGAAGGAUAUAUAGAGAGCAUUGUUACUUUGAAUUAUCCUGCAGCUUACUAGCUUAGUACAUAUAUAGAGAUAUGAUCGAACUACCUGGCCUGUACUGUAGCCAAUUCAUGGCAACAUUCUUGAUUGUGUUUGUACUGGGGUAAAAGGCACUCAAAAUAUAGAAUAAAGUUUGUUUUUU